Molecule: messenger RNA, 759 nt
Organism: Helobdella robusta
Lineage: Eukaryota; Metazoa; Annelida; Clitellata; Rhynchobdellida; Glossiphoniidae
Exons: 5
Coding region: 1-759 (252 amino acids)
Biological process (GO): peptidyl-serine phosphorylation; autophagy
Cellular component (GO): cytoplasm
Molecular function (GO): protein serine/threonine kinase activity; ATP binding
Source: RefSeq, a predicted model, not a curated record
AUGUUCCAAGCGGACGUCAUUCAACGUUAUUUGAUUGGUGAUUUGUUGGGGAUUGGAUCCUACGGCAUAGUGAAACACUGUAUAGAUUCCAUCACUCUUAGGAGAAUGGCUGUCAAAAUAUUCAUUGCAAAGCGCAUUAGAAGGAUACCUAAUGGUCCUGAAAAUAUAUUGAAUGAGCUGAAAAUAAUGAGAAAGAUAAAACAUGACAAUAUAGUGAAGGUGUUUAACAUAACAUGUCGUGAAGAAGACCACUUUAUGAUGAUGGAAUUAUGUAAAUUUAACCUUGGCAAUGUUCUAGAGCAGUUGAAAAAUAAUCGUCUACCGAUAACUGUAGCCCACCAUUUCUAUAAGCACUUGGUUACUGGAUUGGAUUACCUCCAGAGUGUUAAAAUCAUCCACAUGGACAUCAAACCUGAUAACAUGCUGAUAAGUUAUGACAAUGUCCUUAAAAUGUCUGACUUUGGGGUGGCACAACAACUGGACAUGUUUGAUAACGAUGACACAUGCACCAGGUACAGAGGUUGCCCCAUCAUUCAACCUCCAGAAGUUGCCAGAGGAGAUGAUAAAUUCUCUGGAUUCAAACUUGAUAUCUGGUGCUCUGGUGUCACCUUGUUUAAAAUGCUUGUAGGAGAGUAUCCGUAUGAUGCAAUCAAUGAAUUCCAACUGAUAGAAAAGAUUAUAAAAGGAGUCUAUGAAAUACCUAGCUGGCUGGAUAGCAGAACCACUGGUCUACUGGAAGGUGGUGUUCUUUUUUUUUAA